AAAAUAUCUUCUCUCAAGUGUUCUGGAUUAGUUCUGUAGAAUUCGAUAAAGACAGAAUUAGGCGAGAAUUAAUUCCAGAAGUUUCUACUACGUUCCUUCUCCCUUCCAAUGGGCGCCAAUCUCUCAGCUUAUAUUCAUCCUCCAUUACUGCACCUCCGUUCAUCUCAAUUCCCAUUAUUCUCUCUCUAACCCUCUGUUUUAACAUUCUGUCAGCAAUGGCUUCUCAAGCUGAAACUGAAAUUCCUCAACUUUUUGAAAGACUUGUGAGGCACAGAGACCUCUCUUUAUUCUUGCCGUUCAUCUUAGGCUUCAGUUCCGCCACAAAUACAGGAACCCCAGAUCAAGAAAGAAUCAUCCUAAUCAACCCUUUUACUCAAGGUAUGGUGCUUAUUGAUGGCUUAGAUUCCCUAUUUGGAGAGUUAGGUCCCAAGAAUGGGCACCCACCUGCCUCUAAAGCCUCAAUAGAGGCCUUGCCUACUGUGGAUGUUGGUGAUGGUGAUGAUAGUGUGAGUGAGUGUGCUAUUUGUUUAGAGGAGUGGGAUGUUGAUGAUGGGUUAGUGGUGAAGGAGAUGCCUUGUAAGCAUACGUUUCAUGGUAAUUGUAUUGACAAGUGGUUAAGGAUUCAUGGGUCUUGCCCAGUUUGUCGAUAUAAGCUGCCUACUGAUGAUGAAGGGUUCAACAAGAAGAUGGGCCAAGAAGAUGAAGAAGAAGCAGAAGGGAGGAGAAGAAUUGGCCGAGAGAUUUGGGUUAGUUUUUCUAUUAGUAGUAGUAGGACUAGGAGUAGUGAUGAUGAUUCGAAUCAAUCUUCUCAUCAAUAAAUGGAGAAUUUGUUCUUUUUUAAGAUAUAUCUGAUUCUAAUAAUAUUUUUUCUUGAAUACCAUGUA
Messenger RNA from Mercurialis annua (annual mercury), 884 nucleotides. Its product is annotated as E3 ubiquitin-protein ligase MPSR1-like. The record is from RefSeq and is a predicted model, not a curated record. Gene Ontology annotation, biological process: protein ubiquitination. Lineage: Eukaryota; Viridiplantae; Streptophyta; Magnoliopsida; Malpighiales; Euphorbiaceae. Gene Ontology annotation, cellular component: cytoplasm. Gene Ontology annotation, molecular function: ubiquitin protein ligase activity. The transcript has a single exon. Bases 216 to 818 code for a protein of 200 amino acids.